UGCCGCCCAACAUCUUGGACGAGGAAACCAGCGCCGACGUGGAGGUGAACGAAGACUCGCCGGUUCAGCUGAGAUGCGCGGCCGAUGGGUACCCGGCGCCCGAGAUCAUCUUCAAGAGAGAGGACAGCAAACACAUACCCAUUGGCAACGGCAACGUCAAGGCGUCCAGCGAAACGGAGAGUGUGGAGGAAGUGAAAAGGACGACCGGGAUCCUGUCGUUCAAGGCGGUCAAGCGGACGGACAUGGGACACUACCUGUGCAUCGCCUCCAACACGGUGCCGCCCUCCGUCAGCAAGCGGGUCGUCCUCAACGUUAGAUAUCGAGAGCCGGAGGUGGAGGUGAACCUGCAGAUGAUCGGCGUGUACCGAGGCGACGACGUGGCCAUCAACUGCACCGUGACGGCCUACCCGCGCCCCGUCGUGCUGUGGCAGGACAGCUUCGGGAAGAUGAUCAUCUCAGGCGGUCGCUACGAAGUGGUCGAGAAGCUGCUUCGGGAGAGUCCCCCGGUCAUCCAGACGUCGCUGAUUAUCAAGAGCCUGCAGCCUGAGGACAUCACCAGCUACCGGUGCAACGCCUCCAUUGAUAACGAUAAGAUGAAAGAGAAGAGCGUCACGGUGCAGCUCAAUGAGAUCAUGAGGCCGUCUACAGAAUCCUCGUUCAAUCAAGACAUCCAUUAUAAAGCUCCCCGUCAGCGGAUGAAUCCCAAGAAGUCUCUCGCCAAACACAGCCGAGUUAAUGACAUUGCGGAGCGCUAUGAGAAACCCACCAGCUUCGUCCCGGGUAAUAACCAAGGCACGUACCACCAUCCGAGCAUCGGGCACGUGAACUCCGACGACCCCGCCAACACCUCGGGCAUCGGGCAGUCGCGAUGCUGCAGCUCCAGAUUAAUCUUCGUCCUGGUCGGCUGGGUGAUGCUCUGCCAAGUCCUAAGGGGACGUGCAUGAUUUUUAACGUGAUGAUGAUAAUUAUGUAAAAUAAAACUUUAUUUUUACUGGUGAUAACUUUAGCGAACUUGUUGCUAUUUCUAAGAAAAUGAAAAACGAGUACUGUAUACACGUUGUCAUAGAUACAGCUCAGCACAAGGCAGUGCCAUGGACACGUAUUGAUGACAAGCUACUAUCGGAUAAAGCAAAGUGAAAGGGAAGGAAAGAUAUAGAGAAAAUUAAAGCGGAGUGUAAGUAACAGUGAUGACGGGGAGAGGAAUAUAGUUGCCAUGAAAAACGAACGAAUAAUGACAAUAAAAAAGUGAAAAAAGAAAAGAACAUUCCGAUGUCCAGGCGUCUUAACAAUAAUAAGUAGACUGAUGAUUUGCAAAUAAAAAGUCCAUUUAUUGAUAUAAGUGUGAACAAAAUUAUAUUGUCAUGUAUAUUGUCUUUCUGGUCAUAUUCCCGGGAAGGUACUGUGUGGGAAGAAGCUAUUCCAAAGUCUGACAAGAAAGUACACUAUCUUCUCCAAAAAAUACAGUAUGAUUUUAUGUCUUCAAAGGAUAAUAAGUUUUACAAUUAUAAUGGUGAUCCUAUAGACAGAUGAUGAGAAGAUAUAGGAGAAGGGAAGACGGAAGGGGACUUCAAAAAUUAAAGAAAGAGAGAAUGAGAGAGAGAGAGAGAGAGAGAGAGAGAGAAAGAGAGAGAGGGGAAGAGAGAGAGAGAUAGAGAGAGAGAGAGAGCAUGUGUGUGUGAGUAAAUGGGGAAAUGAGAAGGAGGGGGUAGCACGAAGUAGAAGAAGAGAACCAAAUUCCCAAAAUUUUUCCAUUGCGUCAGAAAGAAGCGAUCAACGAUUUUUAGAGUUGCAUACUUCUCUCCACCUUCGCUCUGAUCAACAUGAUAUUGCAACAACCAGAAAAUAAUCAAUAGGUCUUGUCUCAGUCCUCAACACAAACAAACUUCUUGUCACAAACAGAGUCCGUACAAGUAUUACCACUUUUAAUGCCUUCUUCAUUCUAGAGACAACUCCUCGCUCCCAUCUCAUAUUCAUCUCUCGUUCAACCUCUCAUCACCCUCUCCUCUGUUCAUCUUCUCCGUCCUCCUCUACUUCCUCCUCCUGUUCCUCC
This is a messenger RNA of Penaeus monodon (black tiger shrimp), 2050 nucleotides long. RefSeq names its product lachesin-like. The record is from RefSeq and is a predicted model, not a curated record. Gene Ontology annotation, cellular component: neuron projection. Lineage: Eukaryota; Metazoa; Arthropoda; Malacostraca; Decapoda; Penaeidae.